AGGCUCGCGCAGCCACUCCUCCCUGUUUCGGCCUCCUGCCGGCAGCCCCUACGGAGCUCGGCUGGCACCGGCGACGAACUGGGAGCCGGCGCAGAGCGCGGGCGCGCGCGUUUGUUUGCAGGCACUACAGCUUUGCACGUGCGCAGAGGCCCUCGAAUUCUUAGGAGUGGCCGCCUGGCCGGCCGGCAGACAGAUGUCAGCACAGAUGCUCGGCACGGCGCCGGGACAGCCCGCCGCUUGCAGAAGCGCUUAAGCGCCCGCGUGGCCCCCUGCAGCCGUCGCUCGCCGGUCGGCCCGCCUCCAUGACCAUCAGCGCUCUCCGUCCGGGGGGCGCCCCCCGCCGCCAGCUGCCGUGCCUCGCCAAGAUGGAACGCGUCGUGGUCGGCAUGCAAGACCCGGAUCUGGGCGUCCCGGUGCGGAAUCAGCGGCUGCUGCUCAGCAUUAUUCCGCACGCCGUGACUGGGAAUGACAUUGUGGAGUGGCUCAUCCAGAAAUACAACAUCUGGGAGGAAGAAUCCUUGCAUCUGGGAAACCUGCUUGUGAAGCAUGGCUACAUCUAUUCUCUGAAGGAUCCUCACACUCUGCUCUUGCGAAGGGAUGAGACUCCCUACAGGUUUCAGACCCCCUAUUUCUGGAUGAGCACCCAGUGGCUGGCCACUGACCUUGAUUAUGCCAUCUAUUUGGCAAAGAGGAAUAUCCGCAAGCAAGGUGAACUCCGCGAGCUUGAGAAGGAGGAUUAUAGGCAAUUGUGCAAGAGGAUCAAUCACAUUUGGGACUUCGUGGUGAUGCAGGCUCGGGAGCAGCUCCGGGCAGCUAAACAGCGAAGGAGGGCUGACCGGAUUGUCAUUGAGUGCCAAGAACAGGCCUAUUGGCUUGUCAACAGACCUUCGGGGGGAGUCUUGGAUGUGAGGGGUCAGAGGCCAGAGCUAAAGAGCCACUCCCUCACGCCUACGCAGCUGAACAUGGACUACUACAAACAGGAGAUCCGUUAUUACUGUGCUGCCCUGGGCAGGAUGCGUGUCAAGUCCUCCCUUUGCCUGCAAGGGUAUCUCAAGUUCAAUGAGCAGUAUAUGUCCCACGACCCCAUCAUCUCUGGCUGCCUCCCAAGCAAUCCCUGGAUCACUGAUGACAUCACAUACUGGGCCAUGAAUGCUCCCCGGGUCAAAAUUCCCACCAAGCUGCGGGUGGAGCGUUGGAGCUUCGGCUUCAGUGAGCUGAUGGGUGACAUCUUGGGCCGAGAGCAACUCCUGGAGUUCCUCAAGACAGAGUUCAGUGCUGAGAACCUUAUGUUUUGGGAGGCUUGUGAAGAGUUACGCCUGGGGGAAGAGGCCCAAAUUGCAGAAGCUGUGGACUCCAUCUAUCAGGAGUUUCUAGCACCCAGUGCCACCCGCUGGGUGAACCUUGAUAGCAAGACUAUGGAGCAUACCUUGAAGGGCAUCAAGACCCCUCACCGCUAUGUAAUGGACGAUGCCGAGAUGCACAUCUACAUGCUGAUGAAAAAGGACUCCUACCCACGCUUUCUGAAGUCCGAGCUUUACAAGAAGCUGCUUGCUGAGGCCCUUGUGCCACAGGAGAUCAAGAAGCGGGCAUUCCCAUUUGUGAGGAAGCAGCCACGACACUCCAGCACGAGCCCUGCCUGCCCGCCCCCUCCUGGGCCCCAGGAAUUGAGACCCGAAGAGGAGAGUCAGGCGGGACCCCAGGAGCAAGGCUAAAGGGAACCCUCCCCCUCCUGCAAAGUACUUGUCCCCUGGAUACUGCAGGCCUCUUGCCCCAACCCCAGCAGGCAUCAAGAUGUAGGCCUCUCUCUGACUCAGCUGGACAAAAGGCUGCUUCUAGCUACUCUUCACCCUUUACUGGCUUAUCUUUCAGUGCAGCCAAGCCUCUGCCUCUUUGAACACGGCUGGCAGCAUUCCUGCCUCUUUCAUGGACUAUCCCAUUCACAAUAAAGUGCCCUUGUUGA
Molecule: messenger RNA, 1960 nt
Organism: Ahaetulla prasina
Lineage: Eukaryota; Metazoa; Chordata; Lepidosauria; Squamata; Colubridae
Gene: RGS11
Product: regulator of G protein signaling 11
Exons: 17
Coding region: 303-1712 (469 amino acids)
Biological process (GO): regulation of G protein-coupled receptor signaling pathway; G protein-coupled receptor signaling pathway; intracellular signal transduction
Source: RefSeq, a predicted model, not a curated record